UUGUCUAGAGCAAAGAUCUUUACUAAGCUAGAUAUAAGGGAUACGUAUUACCGACUUAGAAUAGGCGGGGUAGUAUCUAGGUCGUUAGCUAAACGCUUACUAUAUAGCUACUUUAAGUAUACUAUUAGAUCCUUUAGGCUUAUAAACGCUCCGGUUACGUUCUAA
Molecule: messenger RNA, 165 nt
Organism: Sphaerulina musiva SO2202
Lineage: Eukaryota; Fungi; Ascomycota; Dothideomycetes; Mycosphaerellales; Mycosphaerellaceae
Exons: 2
Source: RefSeq, a predicted model, not a curated record